This is a messenger RNA of Ogataea philodendri, 357 nucleotides long. RefSeq lists its product as uncharacterized. NCBI's taxonomy places the organism in Eukaryota, Fungi, Ascomycota, Pichiomycetes, Pichiales, Pichiaceae. The coding region runs from base 1 to 357 and encodes 118 amino acids. The record is from RefSeq and is a predicted model, not a curated record. The transcript has a single exon.
AUGCUCAAACAAUCAAGGAUUGUGGCAAUCAGAAGAUUGAACCCUCCAAAUCUGGUGAGCACUGUGACAAGCUUCAGAACAGUUGAAGAGUUUCUGGUAAAGUAUUGGAGCACAAACUCGUUCCAAAAGUCAAGCACCCACAUGAUUAGUUCACCAAAAAACUCUGCGAGUUCGUUAUUCAGUUUGAAACCUGCUGGAGAGUUCAUCAACCAAUGGAUCAAAUUGACCAGAAAGCUUUCAAAUCCAAUGAUUGUGCUGUUGAUUCCAAUAUGCAGUUGGUCGUGGUAUUUGGAUAGUAAAGUUGACGUUAUUAUUCCAAGUAGCAGAUCGUUUAAAAUUAGCCACAGCGUGUUGUAG